GGUGCAAGUUUUAACAAUAUUCCAGCAGUGUAUUCUUCAGUGACCACACUGCCACCGGGCAUCAGAUGUGAGGAUUCGAACCUGGUGUACGGCGUGGAGAGAGAACGUGUUGUCCACUAAGCCACUGGUACCAACCAGGCAUAUAUUAUGGGCCGGUUUUACGUACAUUAGGCCAUCAUCUGGAACCAUGUUGCCGCUAAUUCUUCUCCUUGUCGCUUCCGGUGUCACCGGAAACGACAUGACAACUAAGUUUGAGUUGAUGCAACACUGGGACAACAACUUCGAGGGCAAGUACUGCUUCAAGCUGACGACCGCCACAGUGGGCUGGGAGAUAGACAUGACCUUCAGCGCACCAGUACAGGGCAUCCAGCAAUGGGACGGCGACUUCGUUCACGGGACCAGUUCAGGCUGUUCCAGUAAAUACUCCAUGGUCAACAAGGGGUCAAAGGGCAUCCACUCUGCCGGGGAGUCUUUAUGCGUGCGCAUGAUGGGCAAGGUUUGUAGCGGCGGUGCUCCUACCGGAACUGCAAUCCUGAAGGAUCUCUCAGAUGACCACCAGACCCUUCCCAGAAUCCCUCACGUUUCAGGUGCUGAGACCACCAAGUAUAACUACGCUGAAGUGUUGAUGAAGUCCAUCCUGUUCUACGAAGCGCAACGAUCUGGUAAACUUCCGGCCAAUAACCGCAUCCCAUGGAGGGCCGACUCCGCCCUUGGUGACAAGGGUCAGAGCGGACAGGAUCUCACUGGGGGAUGGUAUGACGCUGGAGACAACGUUAAGUUCAACUUCCCGAUGGCGUGGAGUACGACGGUGUUGACAUGGAGCUUGAUCAUGUGGAAGGACGCCUACGUUAAGUCUGGUCAACUCGACGUAAUGUACCAAAGCAUCAAGUGGCCACUGGACUACUUCAUCAAGUGUCACACCAAACCCAGCGAGCUGUACGUUCAGGUGGGCGAUGGCGGUGUUGACCAUGGCUCUUGGACUAGCCCAGAGCGUAUGACCGGAAAGAGACCCUCCUUCAAAAUCGACGCUUCUAAUCCGGGAUCUGAUAUUGCCAUGGAAACUGCUGCUGCAAUGGCUGCUGGUUCCAUUGUCUUCAAACAAAAAGGAGACACUGCAUAUGCAAACACACUCUUGACCCAUGCCAAACAGCUGUUUGAGUUUGGAAAGGCACACCCUGGUAGAUACAGCGACAGUGUCAACGCCGCAGCUGCAUAUUACAAGUCCCAGGAUGACGAGGACGAGUUCAGCUGGGGAGGAAUGUGGCUGUACAAGGCUACUGGAGACAAGAAGUACCUUGCCUUCGCCGAGCAACACUUCGUGAACAAAACAGCCUGGGGAUUCUCCUGGGAUGAGAAGAUCGGCGGUGCUAACCUUCUUAUGUACAUUGAGACAAAGAAGGACAUCUACAAGAAGACAAUUGUGGGCACUUUCAAGGACUGGUUCCCCGGGGGUAGCGUCCCCUAUUCCCCAAAAUGUCUGGCCUUCAGGUUGGAGUGGGGCGCUCUCCGAUACGCCGCUAACACCGCUCUUCUCGCUCUUGUCGCUGCUGACGCUGGUAUCGACCCUGUAAACAACCGGAAGUGGGCCAUGUCUCAGAUCAACUACGCCCUCGGUGACGCCGGGCGCAGCUUCGUUAUCGGCUUCGGCACCAACCCUCCUCGACGUCCCCACCACAGGGCCGCGUCGUGUCCCAUGCUGCCUGCCCCGUGUGGGUGGGACGAACAACAGAUGAAGGUUCCCGACCCCCACACGCUGUACGGCGCCAUGGUGGGCGGCCCCGGUCAGAGCGACGGCUACACCGACGACAGAACUGACUAUGUCAAGAACGAGGUGGCAUGCGACUACAACGCAGGAUUCCAAUCUUCCGUUGCAGGUUUGCUUCAUCUUGCCAUUGCCAAGCAACUUCCGUCUACAUACAAAGAUAUUUGCCCUUAGAAAUAAAUGUGUAUAGUUUA
This is a messenger RNA of Haliotis rubra (blacklip abalone), 1956 nucleotides long. RefSeq names its product endoglucanase E-4-like. Bases 188 to 1936 code for a protein of 582 amino acids. Gene Ontology annotation, biological process: carbohydrate metabolic process. NCBI's taxonomy places the organism in Eukaryota, Metazoa, Mollusca, Gastropoda, Lepetellida, Haliotidae. The record is from RefSeq and is a predicted model, not a curated record. Gene Ontology annotation, molecular function: hydrolase activity, hydrolyzing O-glycosyl compounds; carbohydrate binding. The transcript has 12 exons.